AUGAUGCGUGCGCAACUGGAACAGAGGCAGCAGCGGCACCAUCCCGAGCGCGGGGCUGCCACCGUCCGCGGCUCUGUCUUCCCGGACCUGCGGAACCGUGCCGGCGAGAGCGACAGCCCCUACGUGCGCCGGCACACCGACACUCCCGUGGCAUGGCAGAUGCUCGACGCAGCCACCCUCGCCCGAGCUACGGCAGAGAACAAGCCCAUCUUUAUGCACAUCGGCUUCCUGGCCGAUCACCAUUGCCAUCUCACAACCCAAGAUUCCUUCUCCAACCCGGCCGUCGCCGCCUGCCUCAACACGGCCUUCAUCCCCAUCCUCAUCGACCGCGAAGAACGCCCGGACCUCGACACAAUCUACCAAAACUACUCGGAAGCCGUCAAUGCCACAGGCGGCUGGCCGCUCAACCUGUUUCUCACGCCAGACCUCUACCCCAUCUUUGGCGGCACCUAUUGGCCCGGCCCGGGAACCGAGCACAGCACCGCGACAGCCGGCACGGCGGCUGCUGCAGCAGCGGCGGCGGUGGGCGAAACCGGCGGCGGUGGCGCGGAAGGAGGAGGAGGAGGAGGAGGAGGCGUACUGGGAGGGGAAGAAUCGUCGUACAACGAUUUCCUGGCCAUCGCCAAGAAGAUCCACAAGUUUUGGGUCGAGCAGGAGGAGAGGUGUCGCCGCGAGGCAUUUGAGAUGCUGCAUAAGCUGCAGGAUUUCGCGCAGGAGGGGACCUUUGGCGCCGGGGCGACGCUCGCUGUCGCUACGGCUGCUGCUGCUGCUGGUGCCACCACUGCUACCACUGCUGCGGGCACCGCAUCCUCCUCCAGCGCGGGUGUAGAUGAUGGCGGGGACCUGGAUCUGGACCAGCUGGACGAGGCGCUCGGGAGGAUAAGCAGGAUGUUUGACCCUGUCGAUUACGGCUUCGGAACGCCUAAGUUCCCCAACCCGGCGCGGUUGUCGUUCCUGCUCCGGCUGACGAAUUUCCCCCCGGAGGUUGGGGAUGUGCUUGGGGGGGAAGUGGAGGUGAAGAAGGCCGCGGCCAUGGCAAUUGGCACGCUGAGACGGAUCCGCGACGGCGGGCUGAGGGACCAUCUCGGCGCCGGGUUCAUGCGCUUCAGCGCGACGAGCGACUGGAGCAUGCCGCACUUUGAGAAGAUGGUCGGGGAGAAUGCGCUGCUGUUGGGCGUGUUUCUCGAUGCCUGGCUGGGUUACUCGCGAGACAGUGGCAAGGAGUUGACGUUGAAAGACGAGUUUGCCGACGUUGUGCUGGAACUGGGUGAUUAUCUGACGAGUCCUGUGGUGCAGGCGGAAAUGGGCGGGUUUGUGACGAGCGAGGCGGCGGAUUCGUUUUACCGCAAGGGGGACCGGCAUAUGCGAGAGGGCGCCUACUACACGUGGACGCGGAGGGAGUUCGACCAGGUCGUCGGCGGCGGGUCCAGCGACGAUGAUCACGCCAGCUCGGUCGCCGCAGCGUACUGGAACGUGCAGGAGGACGGCAAUGUGCCGCAAGAUCAGGACCCGUUUGACGAAUUCAUCAACCAGAACGUGCUGUCUGUCAACGCCGAUGUUGCGGAGCUGUCGAAGCAGUUUGGCGUACCCGCGUCUGAGAUCAAGCGCCUCGUCGUGACCGCCCGGGAGAAACUGCGUGCCCAUCGGGAGAAGGAGCGCGUCAGGCCGGCGAGGGAUGAAAAAGUUGUGGUUGCUACGAACGGUAUGGUCAUCGCGGCACUGGCGAGGACGGCCGCUGCUGUCCGCUGGCUGGACCCUGUGAGAGCGGACAGAUACCUCGGUGCCGCAAAAGCUGCCGCCGUCUUUAUCAAGGAGAAUUUGUGGGAGGGGCGGGACACCAGGAGGACCAACCCGUUGCAGCGUUUCUUUUGGCAGAAACCUAGCGAGACGUCCGCAUUUGCUGAUGACUACGCCUUCCUGAUCGAUGGUCUUCUGGACCUCUACACAGCAACCCUUGAGCAGGAGUGGCUGGACUGGGCCAAGGAAUUACAAGACAAGCAAACACUCCUCUUCUACGACGCUCCCUCUUCCAAACAGAUCUCCGCCACUCCUUCCCCGCGCCACGCCUACUCAGGCGGGUUCUACUCCACCGAGGCCGAAACGCUUAGCCCGACCAUCCUGCGCCUCAAGAGCGGCAUGGACAAGUCGCAGCCCUCGACCAACGCCGUGUCGGCAUCGAACUUGUUCCGCCUGGGCUCUUUGCUUCCGAAAAGCUGCUCGCCAAGCCCCGAGGCGUAUCUGCUGCGGGCCAAGCAGACGGUGAAUGCCUUCGAGGCCGAGAUUUUGCAGUACCCUUGGCUGUUUGUCAGCUUGCUGAACGGCGUCGUCACAGCCCGGUUGGGGGUCAAGAAGGUCGAGGUGAGGAAGGGGGAUGAGGAUGGGUUGAAGAGGUUUUAUACCAGCCCCAGGGCCGAGGCAAGGGUGUUGAUGCUUGUUGGGGAGGGGGAGGAGACUUCGUAUAGGGAAAGGGUGGAGACGGGCUUGGAGAGGGAAGUGGAAGGGUUGGCGAUUGGGGAGCGGUAUUGA
This is a messenger RNA of Parathielavia appendiculata, 2526 nucleotides long. RefSeq lists its product as uncharacterized. Gene Ontology annotation, biological process: carbohydrate metabolic process. The coding region runs from base 1 to 2526 and encodes 841 amino acids. Lineage: Eukaryota; Fungi; Ascomycota; Sordariomycetes; Sordariales; Chaetomiaceae. The transcript has 3 exons. The record is from RefSeq and is a predicted model, not a curated record.